GCAUGAAGGGAUUAAAGCAACAGGAAACGAUCUAAUUCCUUCUCCUCCUUCCGCCAUCCGCUGCCUUUCGGGGGCAGAUUCCGUCAUGAAUUUAAAGAUCCGAGGCUGAGCGUGAACAGGGCGCUUGCUCGUGAUGGUGGAGGGCUGAGCGAGGUUUUGGGGAGAGAGGUGAAGUUUCUGGGAAGACUGGUGUGAAGUCUGAUGAAUUACUCCAAGAAAUGUGCACUUUCCCCUCCUAUAACAGAUACCGAGCGUCUGUAUUCAGUAGUGUUCGAAGAGAUCUGUGGGCGUUUUGGAAAAUCAUAUACCUGGGAUGUGAAAUCCUUGGUUAUGGGUAAGAAACCCCUAGAAUCGGCAGAAAUUAUUCGAGAUGUUCUAGAUCUUCCAAUAACCAAAGAAGAGCUGCUAAAUGAAAGUAAAAUCAUGCAGGCGAAGCUAUUCUGUACUACUGCAUUAAUGCCAGGGGUCGAUAAGCUGAUCCGUCAUUUACACAAACACAACAUACCCAUGGCUGUUGCCAGCAGCUCAGAUGAAGUCUCAUUUCAGCUGAAAACAACCAGACACAAAGACUUUUUUGGUCUUUUUCAUCAUAUUGUGUUGGGAGAUGACCCUGAGGUGAAGUGUGGCAAACCACACCCUGAUCCAUUUUUGGUUUGUGCAAAGAGAUUUCACCCUCCUGCACCUCCAGAGAAGUGUCUUGUGUUUGAAGAUGCACCACUUGGAGUCAAAGGAGCCCUGGCAGCAGGAAUGCAAGUGGUUAUGGUUCCAGAUGAAAAUUUAAAUCCAGAUCUUAAAAAGGAGGCAACACUGCUGCUGAAGUCCAUGGAAGAUUUCAAACCAGAACUGUUUGGUUUACCAGCAUAUGAUUAAUGCCUAUGAACAUCCACUUGACUGGAGAUGGAUUAAAAGUGAAAUGAAAUUUUAUUUUGGUUUUGUGAUUGUUUUUCAUCUUUUACUCUCUUCGUCAAAACUAGAGCACAAAAAUCCCAUUAACACCAAGUAUUCUGCACAGUACCUUUGGAAAAUUGUCUGGAACGUUUAUGAUUUGUCCUCUUGAUAAAUGCUAAAUUAAAGCAGCAUCUCCCUGUGAA
Molecule: messenger RNA, 1091 nt
Organism: Manacus vitellinus (golden-collared manakin)
Lineage: Eukaryota; Metazoa; Chordata; Aves; Passeriformes; Pipridae
Gene: PUDP
Product: pseudouridine 5'-phosphatase
Exons: 5
Coding region: 202-870 (222 amino acids)
Molecular function (GO): phosphatase activity
Source: RefSeq, a predicted model, not a curated record